UUGAUGGUAUCAAUCCUUGACGUAUCCGCCGCUGAAGUGUGCUGAAGUAAAUCCGCUCAAAAGUCUCGAGUCAUUCGUUCGUUUUGUGCGUUCGGUUGAGUGGACAGGGAUCUUUGUGAAAUAAUGGAGGAAAUGAGUGUGAUUGUACCCGACAAGGAUGUAACAGAAAUGGACUGUAAGCCUAUAACUGGGCAUUAUACUGGUGCUGGAGAUGAAUUGGACAUAGAAGAUCUGUAUACAAAGUAUAAGAAACUACAAAGAAUGUUGGAAUUCCUUGAAGUUCAAGAAGAAUAUAUCAAGGAUGAACAACGCAACUUGAAAAAGGAAUACUUACAUGCUCAAGAAGAAGUAAAGCGUAUACAAAGUGUACCUUUGGUGAUCGGACAGUUUCUGGAAGCUGUCGACCAAAAUACUGGUAUAGUGGGGUCUACCACAGGUUCCAAUUAUUAUGUGCGCAUUUUAUCAACAAUCGAUAGAGAAUUAUUGAAGCCUUCAGCUAGUGUAGCGCUUCACAAGCACAGCAAUGCCCUGGUAGAUGUUUUACCACCAGAAGCUGAUUCUAGUAUUUCUAUGUUGCAAGCAGAUGAAAAACCUGAUAUACAAUAUAGUGAUAUUGGAGGUAUGGAUAUGCAGAAGCAGGAGAUUAGGGAGGCUGUGGAGCUACCUCUUACCCACUUUGAACUUUAUAAACAGAUUGGUAUUGAUCCACCCAGAGGUGUACUAAUGUAUGGUCCACCUGGGUGUGGUAAAACUAUGCUCGCAAAAGCUGUAGCUAGACACACUACAGCUGCAUUUAUUCGUGUAGUAGGUUCUGAAUUUGUACAGAAAUACUUGGGUGAAGGGCCAAGGAUGGUCAGAGAUGUUUUCCGUUUAGCCAAAGAAAAUUCACCCGCUAUAAUUUUCAUUGAUGAAAUUGAUGCUAUAGCCACAAAAAGAUUCGACGCUCAGACGGGAGCUGAUCGUGAGGUACAGCGUAUCCUUUUAGAGUUACUUAAUCAAAUGGAUGGUUUCGAUCAAACAACUAAUGUGAAAGUUAUAAUGGCUACAAAUAGAGCGGAUACCUUAGAUCCUGCUUUACUACGUCCAGGUAGAUUAGAUCGGAAGAUCGAAUUUCCUUUGCCCGACCGUCGGCAAAAGCGUUUGAUUUUCUCAACGAUCACCGCGAAAAUGAAUUUAAGCGAAGAAGUGGACUUAGAAGAUUACGUGGCACGACCAGAUAGAAUUUCUGGUGCAGACAUAAACGCGAUUUGUCAGGAAGCAGGAAUGCACGCAGUCCGCGAGAACCGCUAUAUAGUUUUAGCAAAAGAUUUUGAAAAAGGAUACAAAAAUAACAUUAAAAAGGACGAAUCCGAACACGAAUUCUACAAGUAAAAAGACGAAGAUAUAUUACCGCGUCACGUUCAUAUUUUAUGAUUUCAUAUGUACUUGCGAGUUAAUGUAUUAUUAUAAAUCUAAUAAUCAAUACACGUUUUCACAAUCA
This is a messenger RNA of Nomia melanderi (Alkali bee), 1480 nucleotides long. RefSeq names its product 26S proteasome regulatory subunit Rpt3 (gene Rpt3). Lineage: Eukaryota; Metazoa; Arthropoda; Insecta; Hymenoptera; Halictidae. The record is from RefSeq and is a predicted model, not a curated record. Gene Ontology annotation, molecular function: ATP binding; ATP hydrolysis activity.